AUGUACCUGGGGCAUUGUAAUACAGCCGUGGUGACCACAGGUGGCGAGGCGGGCGCGGAGGAAGUGAACGUGGAGGAGGGCGAGGACGUGGGCGCGGAAGAGGACGACGUGGCAACGGGCGACACAGAGGAGGGCGACGCGAAGGUGGCGCGGAGGUGGGUUGGAGGUGGGUUGGAGGUGGAGGGCGGGCGGCGUAGGAGAGGAGGGUGGCGCGAAGGAGGCGGGUGGCUCAAAGGAGGCGGCAGGCGUGGGCGGAGUAGGGCGAGGAGGGUCGCGCAGGGCAGCAUGGAGGGGGAAGGCCGCGCAGAGGAGGGCGAGGAGGAAGGCAGAGAGGAGGAGGACGUCCGCCCGGACGUCCUCGGCCUGUUGUAG
Messenger RNA from Epithele typhae, 372 nucleotides. RefSeq lists its product as uncharacterized. The coding region runs from base 1 to 372 and encodes 123 amino acids. The transcript has 2 exons. The record is from RefSeq and is a predicted model, not a curated record. NCBI's taxonomy places the organism in Eukaryota, Fungi, Basidiomycota, Agaricomycetes, Polyporales, Epitheliaceae.